Molecule: messenger RNA, 1707 nt
Organism: Fibroporia radiculosa
Lineage: Eukaryota; Fungi; Basidiomycota; Agaricomycetes; Polyporales; Fibroporiaceae
Exons: 7
Coding region: 1-1707 (568 amino acids)
Molecular function (GO): oxidoreductase activity
Source: RefSeq, a predicted model, not a curated record
AUGUCCAAAGCAACUGAUCCUCGCCCCACAGUCACCGGUGUUCCUCGACUAGGACUCGAAUCCGUGCGCGGCGAACGUCGAAAUUAUAAUGACUGGACGACUUCGAGCAAAUUAGUAUCGUCUCUUUACGUCCAAGCACUGCAACGUAUGAUGUCCGAACCAUACGCCGACGACUUCUCUUGGGAGUCUAUUGGCGGCAUCCAUGGGUUGCCCUAUGUCCGAUGGGGUGACUCCGGUGGCCCCAAUCCAGAUCCAGACUCGGAAUUUGGUGGUUAUUGUACCCACGGAUCUGUCCUCUUUCCAACAUGGCAUAGGCCUUACGUCGCUCUUUUCGAGCAAGCCGUGCAAAAGCAGGCGGCACAGAUAGCGCAAGAAUAUACUACCGAUAGACAGGAAUGGAUCCGAGAGGCAACAGAUCUUCGCUCAUGGUUCUGGGAUUGGGCUGCUGAGCCGCGAGUUCCUGGAAUGCCAGUCCCCGAACUUCUAAUAUCUCCAAAAACUGAAGUCAUCACACCUAAGGGGGUUGUAACGGCGAACAACCCUCUGUAUAGCCAUGUUUUCCAGCACCCUUUUCCAGUCAGUACAUUUCCAAAGCCAUUUAGUAGCUGGAAGCAGACGCUUCGAUAUCCUACGUCUGGCGAUUCAUCUGCGGAAAGCGACAUGAAGAAAUUCGUGAGUAACUAUGCUGCCAACGCUUCUCAGAUUCGCACCCAGACAUACCAUUGCCUGACUCGUCUCACUACCUGGGAAAAAUUCAGUAACCAUACAGCCAAAAACGACCCGACCAUUGCCAACAGCCUGGAGACAAUCCACGAUCAGAUGCACGUAAUCAUUGGUGGUAUUAGUCCGUAUCCUGGACAUAUGGCUGACCCCACCGUUGCAGGAUUUGAUGUAGCAUUCUUCGCGCAUCACACUAAUGUCGACCGUUUGCUUGCACUAUGGCGGGCGAUCAAUUAUACGGCAUGGGUCUCACCCGGUCAACAGCCAGAUGGCACCUAUACGCUUUCAAACAGCGCUGAGGUUGAUACACAAUCCGACCUCACGCCGUUUUGGAGAAACCAGGAAGGAUACUGGAAAUCGGCUGACAUCAUCGACACGAAUACGUUUAACUACGCAUAUGAAGAUUUCAAGGGCACGAGCCAGGAUCCCGCUGUACUGGCUAAACAAAUUCUGCUCAGAGUCCAAGCGUUAUAUGGAGGGGACAGCAUUGCCCUUGCCAAAAAACACGCAAGUAAUGGAAGUAUUCGCGAGUGGAAUGUGCAUAUCAAGUUCAAGAAAUUCGAGCUGGGGUCUAGUUUCUCAGUCCUGGUUUAUAUUGGGGAGACAUACGUCGGCUCGGUCAGCGCGUUCGUCAAUAGUCGCCCCGAAAACUGUGCCAAUUGCAGGCGUAAUCAAGACGUGGAAGUCGAGGGAUUUGUGCAUCUCACGAAGGCGAUGGUGGAAAAGUACACUUUGCCCUCACUCGAACCUGAUGACGUCCGACCCAUUCUUGCCGAACAUAUUUCAGUAAAACUGGAGGGGUUCAAGCCCGAUGGCACGCCGGCGAAUAUAAGCGAUGAUCUGCCGUCGUUGAAGGUCGCUGUCUGUUCGCAACUGGUCUCCUAUGGCCGCGGAGAUGAGCAGCCUAGGCCCACGUUGGGCGACGUGAAUUAUCAUCACGACAUUUUUGAAGGGAAGCCAGGGCAUGUCCCGGCUGGACAGUGGUGA